AUGCAUCACCAAUGUCUGGACGUGCCCAAACAUGGAGGCCCCGCCUACCCAUUGGACGCUUACGGACACGGAUACUUCGAGAAGAUUCUGACAAUUGUUGAAAAUGGUCAGCUCUCUCAGUUGGAUCAAGGUUUUGAAAGCGGCGUCUACGUGAAAGACGAAGGACCUUACGAGCACCCCGAGCUCAAGGUCAUGGGCAUACACAACGUCCUCACCACCCCCUCCAUGAUAGAGCUGGACUCUAUCAACAGACUACGAGAAGUGAAGUCCUGGGAGGAACUAGACAGAAUCCGCGAAUCCAUCUCGCCUGCUUCAUUACCGCAGUCCUCUCACACGAGCAAGCACACGGGCAAGCACGCAAGCGAGAAGUCAAAGUGGGGACCAGGACAUGUCCUGUCUAAACUUGGCAUCAGCAACAAAGGUUUAGAUCUCGCAGACGAGCCUGGGAAUACCAUAGGUCUGGAACACAUGGAAAGGACAGCUUUGUAAACUUAAUCAUGUUAAAAUUUAAGCUGGUUAAAUUUUCCUGUAAAUUUUUAACUGUAUACAAUUUUGAAGAUCUCAAUUUUUAUUUACGGUUUUAUACUUUUAGAAAUUACAAUGCUAAUUUUAACAAGGGCUAAGUUUUAUUUUUUAGAUUAAAAUAUUUACAUUUUACUGUUAUUUCGGUAUACAUGCUGAAAUUAUCUUGAACAUUUGUUGUGUUGAAGAAUUUUUUUAACUUGACUCUCAAAUUCUUAUAACCAGGUGACUACAAUGCAAUUUAUA
Molecule: messenger RNA, 768 nt
Organism: Physella acuta
Lineage: Eukaryota; Metazoa; Mollusca; Gastropoda; Physidae
Source: RefSeq, a predicted model, not a curated record